AAGACGACGACGAAGAAGGAGGAAGAGACGCAGCAGCAGCAGCAGCAUCGGCGGCAGCAGUAGCAGCAGGAGUAGCAUCUUCGUUAUCAUGUUCCUUAUCCAGUGCCUGCAGUAAGAUGAAACACAUUCUUUAACCAAAGAGAAGACACGUCUGCAUUAGGAAGCCGUUAACAGAACUUCAUUCUAAUUUAGCGGAUGCUGUCCUACGAUAUAACAUGAUUUCACAUGGUUUUAAGAGCAGCAAAAAUGACUUUACCUUUGGCCCUUGGAAAGUUACAACUGCCAAAAACCAUAUCAUGAAGUCCAAAGACAUUGAAAGAUUAGCGCAAGAGUUGAACUUGCCUGCCCUUCCAGAAAUGUUAUUUGGUGACAACAUUCUGCGCAUCCAACACAGCGGUGGCUUUGGGAUUGAAUUCAACGCCAUUGACGCCCUGAAGAGAAUCAACAACUCUGACGACGCUGUACAAGUGGCUUGCGCUCGACAAUGGCAGGAGAGCAGACUUGCUUCUGAACACGCUCAAGAGGUGGUGAGACCAUACGACUGGACAUUCACCACAGAUUACCGAGGCACCCUAAUAGGAGAAGAAAGGCAGUUAGAGGUGACCGAGACUACAGAAAGAAUCAACUUGGAGAAGCUGAGGGCCCGUGAACAGAUUGUGUUCUUUGAUGAGGUCCUACUGUUUGAGGAUGAGCUGCACGAUCACGGGGUCUCAACGAUAAGUGUUAAAAUUAGGGUGAUGCCCACCAGUUUCUUCACAUUGCUGCGUUUCUUCCUGCGAGUGGACGGUGUGCUGAUAAGACUAAAUGACACGCGGCUGUACCAUGAGGUUUAUCGACAAUUGAAGGUUCCUUUUGCUUCCAGGCUGGACAGAAGUACAUGUUACGAGAGUUCUGCACAAGGGAAAGUAACAUAGCAGAAUUAAAGAAUGUUCCCACCUCGCUCUACAUUGAUCCCAAUGAAAUUGCUCAACAUUUAACCUUCAAGCUAAGACGAUGUGAGAAGUUGAUACUUCCUGAGCAGGAGCAUGAUGCCAUUAAUGAAGACUUUAAAUGACCACUUUAUUCUUCUGUGUUUACUUAAGUAACAGAAUGAACUAUCUAUAAAGUAGAAUUGGUAACAAAUGACUUAUUCAAACAAUAAAUAAUAGUUACCAUUGUGUAUAAA
Molecule: messenger RNA, 1165 nt
Organism: Syngnathus typhle (broad-nosed pipefish)
Lineage: Eukaryota; Metazoa; Chordata; Actinopteri; Syngnathiformes; Syngnathidae
Gene: tiprl
Product: TIP41, TOR signaling pathway regulator-like (S. cerevisiae)
Exons: 8
Coding region: 216-914 (232 amino acids)
Biological process (GO): TOR signaling
Cellular component (GO): cytosol
Source: RefSeq, a predicted model, not a curated record